AUGUCUCUCCAAAGCCCCAAAGUGGUGCCAGUCUCCGAUGAAGAAGUUGAGAUUGGAAUCUUGAACUCAACCGACUCAAACUUUCCAGUCAAGUAUCAGCGUAAAGCGAGAGCCAGCGAGGUUCUCUUUUUGGGAUUCUCGUCUCUGGGUGCCAUCUAUGGUGAUAUUGGAACCAGUCCUUUGUACACUGUCUCGACCAUCUUGUCGUCAUCCUCUUCUUUGAAGAAGAGCGACAUCUAUGGCUCAGCCUCGUGUAUCUUCUGGAUCUUCACCUUGGUGGUCAUCGUAAAAUACGCCUUGAUUGUACUCUUCCUGGGCCCGAACAACGGCGAAGGAGGUCAGGUAGCUAUCUACGCCAAGAUAGCCAGAACCCUCAAGAUAGGACCUCGCGGAGUAAAGAUUCCAGGGGUAGGAGUUGGUGGAGGAAAGGCUGCAACUGCUCUGUCAGACAUGGAUGAAGAUCUGCUAACACUGACCAGAACAGCCACUGGAGCAUCUGCAACAAGUAACAGGAAUGAGGGCGCUUUCAUCAAGAGUCUUUUGUCAGUGCCGAUUCUCGUUCUUUGUUUCAUCGGAUGCAGUUUGGUAAUUUCAGAUGGUUUGCUGACUCCAACUACAUCGGUUCUGUCUGCAGUUGAUGGCAUUGCAGUCGCGGCUCCUUCGCUUGAAAGCAAGGUGUUACCAAUUUCCUGCGUCAUUUUGUUGUGCCUAUUCAUUGCUCAGAGCCUUGGGUCUGGGAAGAUAUCCAUUCUGUUUGCACCCGUGAUCUUCAUUUGGUUCAUCUGUAUCUUCGUUAUGGGAUGCAUAAACAUCAACCUCCACCCAGACAUCAUGAAAGCAUUGAGUCCAGUUUACGCAAUCGACUUUUUGAAAGAUAAAGGUGAUAUCGACACAUUGGCAGGCGUAAUGCUUGCAGUGACAGGUACAGAAGCCAUGUUUGCAGAUAUUGGCCAUUUUGGAAAACUUCCAAUCCAACUAACGCUGAUAUUCUUCGUGUAUCCAUGUCUCAUGUUGACAUACUUGGGUCAAGCCGCCUUUCUCAUGGAGCAUCCUGAUGCGGUUGAAAACAUUUUUUACCGUUCCAUCCCCGGAGGAGUAGGAAGCGGGUUUUAUUGGUUCGUGUUUGUGAUUUCCACCCUUGCAACAGUCAUUGCAUCACAGGCUCUUAUUCUUGGUGUGUUUUCCAUUGUCAAGCAACUCAUUAUGCUGGACUGUUUUCCAAGAUUUAAGGUCUUGCACGUAUCUGCCAAGAACACCGGCCAGAUCUUCAUUCCAGUUGUUAAUUACAUGCUCAUGGUUGGAGUCAUCUGUACCACAGUUGGAUUUAAGACCAGUGCUGCAGUGACAGCAGCUUAUGGACUUGGAGUUGCCCUGGAUUUCUUUGUCACAACGAUUCUCAUCAGCAUUGCUAUGAUCUGGGUGUUUAAAUUCAAGUUCAUUAUUCCGUUAGUGUUUUUCGCUGCUUUUGGAGCUCUUGAAUGUACACUGGUAGCUUCUGGUCUGAAGAAGGUGGUUCAUGGAGCCUGGUUUCCACUCAUGAUGACCGUGAUCAGUUUUACUUUCAUGAGUUGCUGGCGCUGGUUCCGCAGUUUGAAAGUGAACAACGAGCUGGAUAGUGUCAAAAGCGUUCAAGACAUGUUUGUCCUCAAGGCACCAAGGGGUGAGGAAGUACUGGAUUUGAAACGCCCUAACAUUGCUGGUAGGGAAUUUGAGAUCCUACCUGAGAGUGAAGCUUCAGAAGAAGAGGAUAUCGAAGAGGAUAUCAAUGAGGGCUUCUUGCUGUUCAAGAAUGGAGUGAACGAAAUCCCUAUAAGCAGAACCAAGUCCGUUGCAUUCCUCUAUAGCCAAACGUCCGUCCCUCUCACCGCCAGGAAAUUCUUGCCUGAGUUGUUGUCCGACAUUCUUUCCAUCUUCCAAACUUUGCCUCAGGUUCUUGUUGUGGUUGAAACACGCGUGGGAACCGUGCCAAACCUAGAGCCUCACGAACGUAUCUCCCUUCAGAAGGUGGAAGCAAUUGACGGAGUUUAUCGUUGUAUCAUUCGUUCUGGUUUCAUGCAAUCGUCUGAGAUCGACAACUCUCUUGUGAACCACAUUUUGGGUAAGAUUGAAGAAACCAGAACUUUUGGCCCAAAAAUACUUGGAACCGACAUGCAACUCAAUACUCCUCUGGUGCACCUUUUCGAGAAGGAGGUGCUGAAAGCCAGAGGGUUCACCACCACAAGUAGCAAAUGGCUGAACAUCAUCAGGAGACCAGGUCAUCUCACGCGCUCCAUGGUUAUCGACCAUUUCCUGGUUCCUUUGAACUCAGCAUUCCAGGGUCUGGAAGAGAUGCUGAAGAUCGAUAACCAGGAUAAGAACCAGGAGGUGAUCUUUAUCGGAAAGAAGACGAAUAUUUGA
This is a messenger RNA of Kuraishia capsulata CBS 1993, 2397 nucleotides long. RefSeq lists its product as uncharacterized. Bases 1 to 2397 code for a protein of 798 amino acids. Gene Ontology annotation, cellular component: membrane. Gene Ontology annotation, biological process: potassium ion transmembrane transport. NCBI's taxonomy places the organism in Eukaryota, Fungi, Ascomycota, Pichiomycetes, Pichiales, Pichiaceae. Gene Ontology annotation, molecular function: potassium ion transmembrane transporter activity. The record is from RefSeq and is a predicted model, not a curated record. The transcript has 2 exons.